UGAGCGUUCACGUUAACCUAGCGUCCCUAGCCAGCUAACCGACUGUACUCUGCGAAUCAUAUAAGCAUAUAAAUCUAUUUUACCAUUAGCAAGGGUUUGCUGAUUUUCCAAAAGAAUCUGCGAUGGACUGGUUUGGAAAUGCCGCUGCCAUGUUUCCCACUACGGAGAAUAGCAGCAGAAACGAGAAACAAAACAUCCCGAGUUCGGGACAACCACACGAGGUCAGUGUAGAGAGCAUGGCGUCUUUAUGUCAGAGUCAGCAGCGGUGUGUUAAGGCCUCCAUCGAGUCCAGCUGGCAGCUGGUCGAGGCUCAGGGCCGGCUGUGUGGCCUGGAACUACACGGUUCCGAAUCAGCCGAGCAGGAACGAGCCCGUGCCCUUGCCAGCUCUGCCGAGCUCUCGCAGACCGAACAGGAGUGGCGCAACAAAGAAAUCAUGCUGGGAAGCCUGGAUCCCAGCAGGAGUCCUGUUCUUUUCACUGAGGGCAGCAGAGAUGUGUUUGACAAGAGUAUAAUAAAUGUCCAUUCUGGGGUCUGUGACACAGAUCAUGACAAAAGCAUAACAUUUGCUCAAAAAUAUGAAGAGCUAUUGAAACAUUUUGGUAUGUUGCGGAGAUGGGAUGACAGCCAGCGCUUCCUGUCUGAACACCCCCAUCUCAUCUGUGAGGACACGGCUAACUACCUGAUCUUAUGGUGCUUCCGUCUGCAAGCUGAAGAGAAAGAGGCCUUAAUGGAGCAGGUGGCUCACCAGGCUGUUGCCAUGCAGUUUAUCCUGGAGAUGGCUAGCAACGCACAGCAGGACCCGCGAGGCUGCUUCCGUCAGUUCUUCCAGAAAGCCAAAGCUGAGCAGGAAGGAUAUUUGGAUGUCUUCCACACUGAACUUGAGGCCUUUAAGCAGAGAGUAAAGGAGUACACCAUGAAAUCCAAAGGGGAGACGCCCAAAGAGCGAGAACAUCAGAACACCCCAUCACGCUGUCAUCUAGACCCAAAGGAAGUCCUGGAAUCUCUGCCACCUGAACUGAAGACUGGUUUCCAAAUGCAAGACAUGCAGAUUCUCCAAAAUGUUCUCAGCACUAUGAAUCCACAGGUGGCAGAGUAUCACGUGAAGCGUUGUUUAGAGGCGGGGCUGUGGACAACAGCGGUCAGAGAAUCAAAAGAAGAGGCUGCGGAAACAGAGGAGCAGAGAAUGAUGGAGACGUCGUAGCAUACGCAGGGCUUAUGCUUUCUCUUUCUCUCCCUUUAUUGGAAACGUGUUCAUUGAAGAUCAAGAUGGCGCAAGGGAAAGAAAGGUUGCACACCCUAGACAUUUUUUUUGGUAUCUGCGCCUGAAUGUGUGCUGCACUUUAUAUUUGUUCUAAAAGUAAAAGUAUUUAAAAAUGGGGAAUCAU
Chanos chanos (milkfish) is the source of this 1386-nucleotide messenger RNA. It is a transcript of the gene cdc37l1, whose product is annotated as cell division cycle 37-like 1. The record is from RefSeq and is a predicted model, not a curated record. Gene Ontology annotation, molecular function: heat shock protein binding; protein-folding chaperone binding. Gene Ontology annotation, biological process: protein stabilization; protein folding. The coding region runs from base 123 to 1202 and encodes 359 amino acids. The transcript is spliced from 8 exons. NCBI's taxonomy places the organism in Eukaryota, Metazoa, Chordata, Actinopteri, Gonorynchiformes, Chanidae. Gene Ontology annotation, cellular component: cytoplasm.